CCGCCCACCGACCAUGAGCGCGGCCCUGCAUCUGCUCCCAACCGAGCUGACUGAGUGGAUUUGCAGCGACUUUGAAAAGAACGACCUCGGCUCAGCGCGUCUCGUCUGUCGACAGCUGGCUACAAAGCUGGGCCCGCUCUUCUUCCGCACCUGCAACUUCGACACCCUCACCACAGACUUGUCCACCGACAGCCUACGCCAAGUCGAAGCAAUCUCGCAGCAUCCAUUGGCAAGACAGUCUGUUCGUGAGCUAUGCAUCACCGGGCCAAAAGAUACAGACCUUGGAGGCCGUUGGCAUCGUUCGUCGGCCGGAUGUCUCAAAGAACCGUUCCCGCCCGCGAUUGACAGGCUUCUGCGCACCUUGUGCGUCGACAGCCUUCCCCAAUGCCGCUCCUUCAGAAUCUUGUAUAAAGGUCCCGAUACAACCACGCAUGCGCAUGGCGUUGCCUUGACCGACGUCCUGGCGCUGCUGCUGCUCCACGUUUCGGAAUCCGGGAGGCUGAUCAGUGCUUUCACUCUGGGAUCCUACAAUAAAGCGUAUUUUACAAAGGCUCCUAAUCGGCUUCCGGAAUCCUACCCCGAGGUCUGCUUUGCUUUGGAGCCCGACCGCAUGCCGGAGCACCUGUACCGCAAUCCCAGGUUCAAGGAGGCCUGGGGCAAGAAUCUUCGCGAUCUGGAUCUCAACAUCGCCUACCGUGCAUCCAGCGGCGAGAAUGCCUUGAUAGCCGAGCUAAUCACAUCCGCACGGAGCCUCGAGACCUUUUCCUUGCAGCUGUCGUACCUGCACCCCGCUGACGAGCUCUUGGCCCUCCUCCGCACCUUCGACACGACCUGGAAGCCGCCACUGCGGCGCCUGAACCUCAGGUAUUUCAGGACCAAGCGGCUCGACUCGAACUUGCUCUUCAUGGCGCACUUUGGAGCCAGCCUGAAGAGUCUUUCUUUCGAGUGGCUUCGGGCGCCCAAAGGAUCCUUGAAGAACUUGAUGUUCGGGUUGCAACGCCACUUCCCUUGUCUAGAUCAAGUCUGGAUGAGGUCCUUGGUGCAAGAACCAGAGAUUCCUGGUCGCUAUGUGGAAACCAACAGCUUAAUGUAUAACGGCUUGAAAUGUCAUUUUAAACCGCCUGUUGAGGGCGUGCGGAAGCUUACUCGAGCAGAGCGCGGAGACCCGAGGAAUAUAGAAGGGAUCACGAAUGCUUGAGUGGAACGACAACCCCUUUCCUUUGCAACCCGAUGGUCAACUCGCAGACGGCAGACGGCAGACGGCACAGCUGUCGAGCGGGACCGACUCCUAUUGUGGGCACGGCACAGCGAGACAUGUUGUAGUAGGUAGGUUUAGCAGAACAAAAAGAGCGGUAAUUGCAAGUACAAUAGCAAAGGAAGUUUCAAAC
Aplosporella prunicola CBS 121167 is the source of this 1388-nucleotide messenger RNA. RefSeq lists its product as uncharacterized. The record is from RefSeq and is a predicted model, not a curated record. NCBI's taxonomy places the organism in Eukaryota, Fungi, Ascomycota, Dothideomycetes, Botryosphaeriales, Aplosporellaceae. Bases 14 to 1198 code for a protein of 394 amino acids. The transcript has a single exon.